CUUUUGCUCCCAAUAAUCCUACCUCUUGAAAUAACCAUUUCCCCAUUCACAUUUAGGUCUUGCUGUGCAAAUCACAUAUUGCAAAGCCUCACUCUAGAAUAACAAUGUCGCUCGCAUCUGGUGUCCAGGUUCAGGAUGAAUGCAUUACCGCAUUCAACAACCUCCGCAUGACCGGUGGUCAGAAGGGAUCUAAGCCCAAAUUCAUUAUCUUCAAGAUCUCGGACGACAAGAAACAGGUUGUUGUUGAUGAGACCUCCGACGACCCUGAUUACGAGACUUUCCUCAACAAACUCGGUGACGCCAAGGAUGCCAACGGCAAGCCCGCUCCCCGCUAUGCUGUCUACGAUGUCGAAUAUGACUUGGGUGGUGGUGAAGGCACAAGGAGCAAGAUCAUUUUCAUCUCUUGGGUGCCUUCCGGUACCUCUAUCAACUGGUCCAUGAUCUACGCCAGCACUCGAGAGGUUUUGAAGAACGCUCUCAACGUCGUUACAUCCAUCCACGCCGACGACAAGGGAGAUCUCGCUUGGAAGUCUAUCCUCGCCGAGGUCAGCGGUGGUAAGGCCAAAUAGACAAAUGGCGACGGCUGGGUCCGGGCCAAAAUGCGAUGACGUGGGAUUUCGCGCUAUAACGCCUAUGAUUGAUUGAGUUGCGAAGUGCCAUUGACUUUCCUUGCGCGCAUCCAAUCAAUAUCAAAUCGUUAUGACUUGAACGCCUGCACAGUGACCAUGUCGUUUUCGCGACCGUGGCAACUUCCCAGGAACGAGCUUUUGAGAGGGCUGCUUUUUUGUCAUUUCCUGUUCCUUCUUCGUCAGCGUUUGCCUGUACAGAAUACUUCUACCUUCUGCAGAGAUUAACUCUUGCAGUUUGGUGUAAAGUAAAGCACGAUAUCGCCUUCAUAUAAGUGAUUGCUAGACG
Molecule: messenger RNA, 915 nt
Organism: Aspergillus nidulans FGSC A4
Lineage: Eukaryota; Fungi; Ascomycota; Eurotiomycetes; Eurotiales; Aspergillaceae
Product: cofilin
Exons: 6
Coding region: 105-569 (154 amino acids)
Biological process (GO): actin filament depolymerization
Cellular component (GO): nuclear matrix; actin cytoskeleton
Molecular function (GO): actin binding
Source: RefSeq, a predicted model, not a curated record